CAGCUGUCUGACCUUGAAGUGCACAGCCUGCUCUAUCCGCUACUAUGGAAUUUCUGGAUAUCAAUCUGGAUGAAGUUGCUUCUGCUUUUCACGAAGCUAAACGUUUUGGGAAAAGAUGUAAAGAAGCUCCUGAUGGUCCGAUUGAAGUUAAACGAUGUCUCAAAAAGUUUCCAAAGUUCCAAACAUACGUGCUUUUAUCAGGUAGUGGUUGCAUUCAUGAGGUUGUCUAUCCUUCUGGUUAUGCACUCAAUGAAUUGAAGAAUCUAGAAAAUCCUGUAAGGAAUUAUCCCUUUACUUUGGAUCCAUUUCAGCAACGCGCCAUUCUAUGUAUUGAAAACGAACAGUCUGUUAUGGUAUCUGCCCAUACAUCUGCUGGUAAAACUGUGGUUGCUGAGUACGCAGUUGCUAAAAGUCUGAAGCAGAAUCAGCGCGUUAUUUACACAACGCCUAUCAAGGCCCUGAGCAAUCAGAAGUUUCGCGAAUUCUCUGAGAUUUUUAAAGAUGUUGGCCUAAUGACUGGUGAUAUAACUAUCAACCAGGAAGCAACUAUUCUUAUAAUGACAACAGAAAUAUUGAGAUCUAUGUUGUACAGAAGCUCAGAUGUAACUCGUGAGGUUGGCUGGGUUAUUUUCGAUGAAAUUCAUUAUAUGAGGGAAAAAGAACGUGGUGUUAUCUGGGAGGAAACCAUCAUCUUAUUACCUGAUAGUGUUGGGCUUGUCUUUUUGAGUGCAACAAUUCCAAAUGCUCGUGAAUUUGCUGAAUGGAUAGUGUUUUUACAUAGAAAGCCUUGUCACGUUGUUUACACUGAUUGUCGUCCUGUUCCAUUACAGCACUAUGUUUACCCAUGUGGUGGAGAUGGAAUUCAUUUGGUAGUCAAUCAGAACCGUGAGUUUAUUGAAUCUAACUUCAAUCUUGCUUUAAAUACUUUACAAAAUGCCGCUGGCAAUUCGAUUUCUGAUAUGAAGUCCCGUGGACGUAAUGGUGGCAGCACCCGUUCUCAACCGUAUUGCUCGAAGUUAGUCAAGUUGGUAAUGGACCAAAAUUUGGAGCCACUUAUCGUAUUUUCAUUUAGCAAAAUGGAUUGUGAAUUCUAUGCAAUGCAACUAAACAAGAUGGAUUUUAGUACACAAUCAGAAAAGGCGGCUAUUGAACUUGUGUUUAAUAAUGCCAUUGAGAGUCUUUCCGUUGACGAUCGAAAUCUUCCUCAGGUUCAAAUUUUACUGCCAGUUUUACGUCGUGGAAUAGGUAUACAUCAUGGUGGACUGUUGCCUAUACUCAAGGAAAUUGUUGAAGUGUUAUUCGCUGAAGGUUUUAUAAAAGUACUGUACGCUACCGAAACGUUCGCUAUGGGUCUUAAUAUGCCGGCUCGAUCUGUGUUAUUCACGUCUACUCGGAAGUUCGACGGACGCGACUUCCGUUUACUGUCAUCUGGGGAAUAUAUUCAAAUGUCAGGACGCGCAGGUCGUCGAGGAAAAGAUAUACGUGGCACAGUUAUAAUGAUGCUUGAUGAUCGUAUUAGUGCAGAUGAAGCCAGAAAACUCUUACUUGGUGAACCUGACCGACUGGAUUCUUCAUUCUAUCUAACGAAUAAUAUGAUACUUAAUUUACUUCGUGUUGAGGACAUCAAUCCAGAAAUAAUGCUCGCUAAAAAUUUUCAGCAAUUUCAAUGCAGGUCUGAAUUGCCCUAUCUUGAGAAACGUUUAAAUGACACAGAAUCUCUUAUCAAAAAUAUUUGUUUUCCGGACGAUAUUGAUAUGGAACAGCUUGGCGCUUAUGUUAAACUUCAUCAUGCAGUUGCCGUAUGUGAAUCUGAGAGGUGGGCAUUAGUUUCACAAAGAAAAAGUGUCAUACCUUUCUUUCAGGCUGGUAGAGUGGUUCGAAUUCGCAAUCUGGACGAUUGGGACUUCGGAUGGGGAAUUGUUGUGCACGUAGAUCGGUCUGUGCAUCAAAAAUCCGACAGAAUGUCAGUCAUUUGUCUUAUGGAAGUGGCUGAAGACCGCAUCCUAAGAAAUUCAGAUUAUACAAGAAAACCGAUUCCUUUUUCGUAUGUGAAACCUGCUGAUGGUGUUGAUUUUCAAACUGAUACUUUUACAUCGGUUAUUCAAUUAGUUUCUGUCCCUCUAGAUUGUUUGUCUGGUAUUUCAAGCGUUUGUCUCAAACUAAAUUCAUUAUUGGAGUGUGACAAUCAGAAUACUGAAAUGUUAUUUAACAAGCUUUCAGUUCAACCUGAUCAUGUAAAACGACGUAUUUGGGAAGGUGUUGAUCGUGCCAAAGCAAAAUUAGGAGGAGUACUACCAGUAUUAGAUCCUAUCAAGGACUUAAAUAUUAAAGACGAUCGUGUGAAACAACAGUGCGAGACGAUUAAUUUAUUGAAAGCACGAAUGGCCAUGAAUCCGAUCUCAAAACGCGCUGAUCUAGACAGUCUUAUUGAUCGUUUUAAUUGGAAAGCUACUAAUUUGAGGAAACUCGAAGACAUUCGUGAACGUAUAAACAGAACAGAUUCACUUUCACAUUUUGACGAGUUGCGUGCAAGGAAAAGACUUUUGCGAAGACUUUGUUUUUGUUCAGAGGAUGAUACAAUUGCAUUAAAAGGUCGUAUCGCCUGUGAAAUUUCAACUAGUGAUGAAUUGGUACUGACUGAGUUACUGCUGGAUGGGUUCUUUUCACAAUUCUCACCAGUUCAACUAGCAGGUGUCAUGUCAUGUUUUGUAGCAGAAAAACAAACAAAACAUCACAAGAUAAAUCUGAGUCCUGCCAUGAAGAGGGCUAUAAAAAGUAUCCACGUACGUUUUUCAUUGCUAUUAAUGAUAAACUCACCAGUAUUCACCAAUUGAGACUUAGCAGACGUAAGCUCAGAUUAGUUGAUGGGUUUAUUUAUGUGGUCACAUAAAUUUUGGUACAAAACGGCACCGAUUACCUGUGCACCACACAAGUCACUUGAUGUGUGUGAGCUGGGAUGCUGAUCGGAUGCCCAGACCGAUGUAGAUAGCUUUCUUAAGAGGCCACACCCUGAGCCUUUGACAUAAAGGUCUGGUCUACAAGGCAGUGGAGCAACUUUUGGAGAUGCAGUCCCAUGGUAUCCGGUGACCAACAAUGGGUUCAUACGCCUUUUGUUUCUUCAGGAUACUGGAGCCCAUGUGCGCCACUGGUUCGGAAUCAGGGUUUUCCAACUCCCCUAGGUGAACUCUCCAUGUCCACCGGCCCGGUUAAAGUGCUGGACAUUCUCUUUUCGUCUUUUCAAUUUCGUAAACAACACCCUCGCCGCGAGAAGGCAAUGAGUAGGACUUUCCUGGCAGUUAUGGAUGUGUCCUCAAUCAAUCACAUACAAUCAAUAUAUUUUGUACGGCUGCGAAACACGGCCACUAAGAGUUGAAGACGCUCGUAAGCUACUAGUAUUUGACCACAGAUGCCUUAGAAAUAUUGCUGGCGUCUGCUGGGAUCACCGGAUAAGUAAUAGUGAGGUUAGACGCAGGGUAUUAUAGAAUGAUGGUAAAUCAGUUGAUCAGCUUGUGAAUCUUCAUCGACUGAGAUGGAUGGGCCACGUGUUACGUAUGCCCGAACACCGAUUACCACGACGUGCAAUGCUAACCGGUGUUGGAGAUGGUUGGAAGAAAGUUAGGGGCGGCCAAACCAAAACGUGGCAUCAGUGCUUGAAGUCACUAACUUCUAGUCUGAGCCAUGUUGGGAGAUGCAGACUACUUGGUUGGGGUCCGUGUGACUAUCGUAACCAAUGGUUGGAGACUCUUGGUGACAUGGCUCAGAAUCGAUCACAAUGGCGUCGGUGUAUACACUCUCUGUCUGCUCUUAAACUAAGAGAUUAAAAUCACUUCAUAUCUUUCUUUCUACUAACUAAUUCUUUCUUCGUGUACUAUAUCCUUAUUGCAAUCUUUCUUUUAUAUAUUACCACCUUUGAAUGAACUACUUUUAUGAAUCCGGUGUCCAUCUUGUUGUGUUAAUGAGGUAUGGCAACUUGGACCGAUGCAUAUAUGUGCCCGGUCCUACGUUGUAGCUGACUGAAUGACUAUAUUUUGUAAGCCAAAUUAGAUGGAGAUAUCAAAUAAAUUAUUGCUCCUGGAAUUUCAGGAAUCGCUUUUCCAUCAGUAUUCACCAUAAAACCGUUUUUAUUACUUAUACAGGAACUCGACUAAUGCAGUGUAGCUUUUGAGAAAUAUGACUUACACUUUAUGAGGUUCGAGGCUGCUUGGUUGUGCACAUCCCAGAAAGGAGGUGCUGUAACAAUAAAAACUAGAUUAGGAAUUUCCGGGGCCACAACUGAUAUGAUUUGAUAACUCGAAGUGAUGUUAGUCUUCGGACAUUUGGUGAAUCUCUGUCAUGUCAAUAGGUAUUAACGAACAUUUACUUUUGAUGACUUCAGCUUCCCUACUGUUUGUCACCUUUCCCACUUCAAAUUUUGUCAGUACUUUUAGUAACAUAAUCUUGCAUAUUAUGAAUCUUUAAAGGAUAAAGCAAGAUAUCUUGCAAAAAUGUCUGCCGAAUGUAAUAUUAACACGGAUCAUAGUAAUAAUGAGAAACAACCAACGACUUUGGUUGAGAAUCUUGAAAAUAAUAGAAAUAGUCUUUUGGAUGACGAGCAAGCUUAUGUUAAUCGUUUUGUCGGUGAUUUAAUGGAUGUUGUAUGUGCUUGGGCUGAAGGUGUCAGUUUUUCUCGACUUUGUGAAUUGACAAGUGCAUUCGAAGGUAGUGUAAUUAGAUGCAUCAGAAGACUGGAAGAACUACUAUGUCAAAUGCAUAAUGCAGCCAAAGUUGCAGGAAAUUCGGAGUUGGAAAAUAAGUUUUUAGAAGCCGUAAUCCUAAUCAAAAGAGAUAUCAUUUUCUGUGCAAGCCUAUAUCUUUAACAGUUAUCGAAAAAAAGUGUACAAAUCUUGAUAAUAAAAAAAGAUUCAGUAUUUUCGAUGACUUUGGUCUUCUAUACCUUAUUGGACUGGUAAUGAGGUUCAUCGUAAAACUAAAUUCAAUAUCUUUGUUCCAGAGGCAUAAUGUAUAUUUGCCAGGAUUAAAUAACACCAAUGAAGGAAAAUAUUUU
Molecule: messenger RNA, 5044 nt
Organism: Schistosoma mattheei
Lineage: Eukaryota; Metazoa; Platyhelminthes; Trematoda; Strigeidida; Schistosomatidae
Source: the annotation of a GenBank genome assembly